CUAGCAACCAAACCACCAAAAACCAUGACCCACUCAAGACCCCACAAUUCUUUCCAUGAUUAACAACAAACAGUGAUGAUAACAUCACCACGCUGUUACACUCACCCGCACAUCCCCCUUCUUUCCCUAACUCCAAGAACAAACUUGGAAACUUUCCUCUUUCAAUCAUCUCUCUUUUCCUUCCCCCUAAAUUCUUCCUAGAUCUUCCACAAUUCUUGCUGUAAACCUUCUUGCCAUCAAUUUCCCUACUUCAUAUCAAUACCCAAUUCCUUAAUCCUUCUAGAAAUUCAAACCUCCUUGGAAGCUCACUUACCCAGAUCCAGGGAAUUCAAAUUCAGGUAAAUUCUAGGUCCAAUCAAUUUUGACCCAUCAAUUAUUGAUUCUUGAGAAUUGUUAAGAGUGAAGUCAAUCUCAAUUCAAAUGCCGGAAGAAGAUCUGGUGGAUAUAAAGUUCCGGUUGUAUGAUGGAUCAGAUAUUGGUCCCUUCCGUUACUCCUCUGCCUCCACUAUUGAGAUGUUGAAAGAGAGAAUUGUAUCUGAAUGGCCCAAAGGAAAAACUGUUGUACCAAAAGUUGCAAAUGAAAUCAAAUUGAUAAACUUUGGUAAGAUAUUGGAGAACAAUAAAACUGUUGGCCAGUGUCGAGCACCUUUCGGUGAGCUUGCUGGAGGGGCCAUGGUUAUGCAUGUUGUUGUACAACCAUCUCAAGCAAAAACUAAAGCAGAAAAGAAGAUUGAAGAGUCGAAGAAAUUCGCUUGCUCGUGCUGCAUCAUGUAGGAGAAGGAAACCCAGUCCCGUCAAGUAGGCGAAUAUCUCGCGUCUAAAGCUGGACGCAGGAGGUUGUUGAAGCUUACGAAAAAGCCGUCCGUUGUUUUGCCUACUGUUGUGUUGGAAUCCCGAUUGAGCUUUGUCACAGCAAGUUUUGUAGUACCUCAUUGACAGGCUGCUGGGCUGGCUUCCUGAUUUUCUUGAAAGCUUUUUUUUGGAUGUAUAAUUAAAAUGAAGCUGUAUAGAGCUAUUUUCUGUAAUGGAAAACCACAAUCAAUUGUGAAAAAUAUAUAACCACUUUGUGUGACUGAUGCCAAUAGAAACAGUGUGAUCUUUGUAUUUUUAUUUUGAGCGGGCCGGGGGCGUAAAAAAUCAUAGUUUGUGGAUUCAUUUGAUCUAUAAGCGUUGUAUAGAAGAUGAAGAUGAAGAUGAAGAUGGAGAUGAUUUGCGGGUAUUAUGAGCGGGGGGUGGGGGCGUAAAAAUUCAUAGUUUAUGGAUU
Amaranthus tricolor (Joseph's coat) is the source of this 1264-nucleotide messenger RNA. Its product is annotated as membrane-anchored ubiquitin-fold protein 3. The coding region runs from base 421 to 774 and encodes 117 amino acids. The record is from RefSeq and is a predicted model, not a curated record. Gene Ontology annotation, molecular function: protein binding. NCBI's taxonomy places the organism in Eukaryota, Viridiplantae, Streptophyta, Magnoliopsida, Caryophyllales, Amaranthaceae. The transcript is spliced from 4 exons.